GCCCCGUCAUGCGAGCAGCCAGUCAGUCACCAAUCCACACAUCCAGACAGCCGGCAGCAAACGGAAAGGGACAGCUGCGACGGACACCACACGCUUUAGACAACGCCAGCCGUCCCGUCAACCAACCAGCCACACAUGUCUGCCAUCUGCCCCCUCCCAUCGAUGCAGGCCCUCGUGCGCUACCCUGGGAAAUCGCACCCGUGUGUCUGUAUCUUGUGUCGAAUGCCUUCCUCUUCGUGCAGGCCUCUAGAUAGGUAACUCUGUGUACGGAUGAUGCCAGCGAGAGUCGUUACGCGCAUAUACAGGUGUUCUCCACCACACGUGUCAGUCAUCGAAUAAGGCAGCAUCAUCGAUCAACACAUCCAGGUAUGUAACCCUCCACGCGGCACAUACAUGGAUGGCUGCAGCACAGGGCAUUCAUGGAGAUACAUUCACAGCACGAUGCCGGCAGGCCGGCAGGUGAACGAACACACAGCCAGCCAGAGUGUCUCUCUCCCUCCCUCUAUGUCCGUCUGUUGUCCUGUCCAUUUAUGUAACUUGCCCGUCGCCCAUCAACCAGUUAUGUACACGCCCGCCGUCCGUUGGCUAUCUGCCUCUGUCGCUGUGUGUGUCUUGCCUGACCUAUAGGUCAGCGGCACUUGUCGAAGGCAGCUUCCCAGGCAGCUUCGAUACCCAUUGUUCGAUACGGAUCCACUCCUCCAAAAAAAUACGCGGGAUGUCCUUCUUGAUCCCCCACUCCUUGCUACCCUCCCCGCCUGUAGUAAGUCAACAGAUGGACAAAACACGUGAGUGAGUGCGUGAGUGAUUUCGCCCGACCAUCGCUCUUCUUGGGUUGCUCGGCACCAGCUGAAUGAACAGAGAGAAGCACCAAGGAGGCAGACAUGACCCACGGAUCAUGGAUGGAUGGACAGUGGUUGAGUGCGCACAUGAAUGGUUGGUGCGUGUGUCAAAUGUGCUCACGCACCUGUGGAGGUGGACACACUGGUCAGGGGCUCUGCCGGCGGCGAGGCAGACGACGAGGACGAACGUCGGGCAGCCAUGAUGAGCUCCAAUCUACCACAGCAAGUGGCCAAUCUACCACCGCAUGCGCCCCAUUCCGCCGUGCAUCCGGG
Messenger RNA from Vitrella brassicaformis, 1112 nucleotides. NCBI's taxonomy places the organism in Eukaryota, Vitrellaceae. The record is from the annotation of a GenBank genome assembly.